GUUUACUGGACCCACUCUGCAUCAACACCAAUUCCUCUACCCCACAACCAGCUGCAGUCUGGCCUUCAACUUGAAUCGUGUGAGACAUUCGGACACAAUGUUCCGCAAAAGCCACCGGGAGUCAACGACCCCUAUGGACUUUGAGUAUGACAACAAAUACGGCCCAGUCGACCAGCAGUCACCUUUUCUGACGUCCAUCGCCAACUCGCCCGCCAGAAGACGUGAGCUUGAUCCUACUGCGCCCAGUCCUUUCAUAGGGCAGAGGACAUCUCAGCUAAGUCAAGGGCCGCGCUUCGGCCAGCCAGGUCCCCAGUCGCAGUCCGAUUCACCCAACAAGAGCGCUUUCGCGACGCCGAGCCGCGUACGCCAGGCGGCCUCCAACUUCCCCCAAAGCGGCGCGAGGCCCCUUCCUUCGAUCCCACAACAUGUAAACAGCACGUGGACACCGCGCACGCCAGUCGCCGACUACGACUUCAGCUCCGGCGGCGAGACACCGAACACUCCGGCGCAAGAGAGCGAGCAGGCAACACCGGACACACAGAUAGCGAGCAAGAUGCAGCUGCUGAUGGACAGUCCUAGCCCAAAGAAGGCGGGCAGGCGACAAAGUAUCUUGAAAAUGGUCAGGGGUUGGAGCAGUCCAAGUCCCUCGAAGGAGUCGUCGCUGAAGGACAUGGAGAAGGAGCUCUCGCGCAAGCACUAUAACGAGAAGCUGGAAAAUAGAGUCGUGAAGCGCCGCUCAACGCGCGAACGCUCGGAUCGUUCGAAGAAGAAGCGGAUGACAGUUCGCGACGAGGAUGACUCUGACAACGAGCCGGUGCAAGCGCAGAAGAACGCACCGGCGGAGCCGGUAAAGGUGCAACAGACCUACAGCGCCAGCAUUGCAGGCUUCUUCCACUGGAUUGAGGCGCACCCUAGGUUGCCAACGGUACUAGCCUACUAUCUGCAGUUCGCGGUCAACGCCUUCUUCCUUAUCCUGUUCAUGUGGGUGGUGUACAUCAUGUUGAAUGCCGUCUUUGCGGAUAUCAACAUUGAGUCGGACAAGCACCACUCUGAGAUCAUGGUCGAGAUCGCGCAGUGCGCGAAGAACUACCGUGAGAAUCGGUGCGAGCCAGAUACACGUGUUCCUGCUAUGGAGAUGGCCUGUGGCAACUGGGAGACGUGCAUGAGCCGCGACCCACAAAAGCUCGCGCGUGCCAGCGUCACCGUCAAGGCAUGCGCACGUAUCAUCAACAGCUUCUUUGAGGAGUUCAGCUACAAGUCUAUGAUCUUCCUCACCAUCAUCAUCUUCGGUGGCUUCAAUGUUUCAAACUGGGCGUUCGGUCUAUUCCGCCAACAGCACGCCCAGCCUCAACCACGGUACACCGAUUUUGUUCCACCGCAAACGCCUCACCGCAUCAAUUCAAGCAGCUAUAUCGAGAACGGGCAGCAUGUGUGGCAGACACCGUAUCAGACGCCGUACGAAGGGCGAGGUUUUAUACAACAACAACAACAACAACCGCCGAUGCUGCAGCAUACGCAGAGUACGCCGGCGUUGCCGAGCUAUGCACAACAGGGCGCGGUCGAGGAAAUGAAGACGCCUAGUCGGAGACGGGGCCCCCGGUAGCCCUGAUAGUUUAUCGAUUUCUCGAUUUGUAGGCUUUGGAUACUGCCGCGAUUGCACAACUGGCGUUCUGAUUCUCUCCUAUCUACGGUCAAUUUUCUUGUCUCUUUCUCUAGGGAUUUGGGUUAGGCGAAAGGGUUGGAACACGGUCACGGACGCACACUUCUCUUUUGUAUACUUUCUGUGGCUACUUCUGCCCACCAAUUCAGCGCCGUCGUUGCAUAGCAUAACGCCGCGGGUGGUUGGUUGGACCCCCGCAAUCCAAUCUCGCGGUCGUCAGUCACGUAUUGCGCAGUGUCGAUAUAUAUGCAUGUUGCAGCACAAGUUCCCAUGUAGCUACCGUCCACCCUCAUGAAAAUUACAAAAGCUGCAGGCGCUCCGCAGCAUGUAGCUGGUAGCUUUGUGGACCGAGUCUGAAGAC
Didymella exigua CBS 183.55 is the source of this 2021-nucleotide messenger RNA. RefSeq lists its product as uncharacterized. Gene Ontology annotation, biological process: lipid homeostasis; nuclear envelope organization. Gene Ontology annotation, cellular component: nuclear membrane; nuclear envelope. The transcript has 2 exons. Lineage: Eukaryota; Fungi; Ascomycota; Dothideomycetes; Pleosporales; Didymellaceae. The coding region runs from base 98 to 1603 and encodes 501 amino acids. The record is from RefSeq and is a predicted model, not a curated record.